Molecule: messenger RNA, 4892 nt
Organism: Pantherophis guttatus
Lineage: Eukaryota; Metazoa; Chordata; Lepidosauria; Squamata; Colubridae
Product: palmitoyltransferase ZDHHC3-like
Molecular function (GO): palmitoyltransferase activity
Source: RefSeq, a predicted model, not a curated record
AUGGGGGCGGCGGCGGCGGCGGGGAGCCGGGCCCGGUGCCGGUGCGGCGGGAAGGGGCGAGCCCGGCUGGACCCUUGCGGGGGGCUCUGCCUCCUCCUCACCUACCUGAGCGUGGGCUACGCCGAUUACGUCAUCCUGGAGCACAUCCUGCUCCAGGCCGGCUUCCGGGACAGCUUCUGGUGUCCUUUCCAUGCCGUGGCUUUUAACCUCGUCCUUCUGAUGCUCCUGAUCUGUCACACCAGGGCUGUGUUUGCCGAUCCAGGGGUGGUCCCGCUGCCGGACACCGCCCUCGAUUUCUCCGAUCUCAGGAGCAGCAACAGCAGCAACGCAGCGCAUCAGAACAGCCGUAAUAAUGAGGACUGGACCGUUUGCAACCGGUGCGAAACCUACCGGCCUCCCCGGGCUCAUCACUGCCAGAUUUGUCACCGUUGCGUCCGUCGGAUGGAUCAUCACUGCCCUUGGAUCAACAACUGCGUGGGAGAACUUAAUCAGAAAUACUUCAUCCAGUUCCUUUUCUACACAGGCUUGGCGAGUCUCUAUGCCAUGGGGCUGGUUUUGGCCACCUGGGUGUGGCCCCUGGACAGGAUCUCAGCCAGCAGAGCUGAAGGCUACGAAGGCGGCGUUGCCGGCACCCCGAUCCAAAUUGCUCACCGGAUCAUCUUGCUGGUGGAGUCCAUCAUCUUCGGCCUCUUUGUCACUGUGAUAUUUUACGACCAGGUGGUCUCCAUCAUCACCGACGAGACCCCCAUCGAGCAGCUGCGCAACCGGUUUCAGAAAGAGGGUCACCGGGGAGGGAGCCACACACGCAAACCCAAAAUAGCCCUCCUGCGCGAGGUCUUCGGCCGAGGUUUUGUCAUCUGCUGGUUUUUCCCCUGCAACUUCACCACGCCGUCCACCAGCGGGCCGGCUUACAGCUACUUGCCCAACUACGACGUCUGAACGUCCUCUGGCCCGCCGUCCUUCUCUCCGCUCGCUUCUCUUUCUCUUUUUGUGGCGGGGGGGAAAGAACCGAGGCAUGCCCCCCCCCAAUUCAUCAGCUUCAGCAAAAGAAGACCACCCGGCGAGGUGACCCUAAACUGGAACGGCUCGCUUCAAAGGCCGAAAGGGGCUCGGCGGAUUGGCUGGCCUUCGAAUCUCGGCACCGUCUUACCUCUUCCUUUGAACUCCUGCAGUGGUGGUAUUCAGCCGGUUCGGGCGAAUCGGUAGCAGCGACUGCAGGAGGCUCCACCUGCCCGGACGUCAUCAUGUCCUGCUUUUGACGCUCUGCACAUGUGCGCUCGCUCGCAUGUGCAAAUGCAAACCAGUAGCGAAGGUAAGUGAGUACCACUCCUGAACUCCUGGCCCAUGGUGCACUUCUUCGAACAGCCGUCCGUGCUUAUAGCCGGCACGAGAGAGUUUUUGGACGAAUAGCUUGGACCGCAAAACAGAAAUGGGACGUGUGACUCGUAAACUCUUCCCGAGAGACCAGAUCUCCCGACGUCCAAGAAACGAGAAAUCCCCGGGGUGAAGCCGGAAUCGUUUCUGUCAUUGGUAGAUCAGUCGAUUACUCUUAAUCCUGACCUUCCCUUACGAAGCCCGUUGGGCCCCCAGACAGGAGUUCAGCAGGUAGGGAAGGCCUAAAAUUGACGUCCCUUUCGGCUUGCCCCACGCCCCCAGCUUGAUUAAAUACAGCUGCUCCUCCACUUACGACCACGGUGGGGAAACCAGCGGUGCUUUCCGUCGCUAAGCGAGGCGCUCGUUCGGCGACCCGCAGUUCGAUUUGACGAACUUUUUUUUUAAUUUUAUUUUUUUUUAAGUCCAUCGCUGCAGCUGUUAAGCGAAUCGCACCAUCCAUAAGCAAAUCUGGAUUCCCCCACCCCCCUCCAACCGUUUUUUUCUGGUCCCGUCGUAACUUCGAACAAAUGGUUGUAAGCGAAGGACCUACCGUAUUUAAAUCGGGGAGCUUUGGAUCUCCCGCUCUAGCAUUUGCGGGAGGUACACUUCUAUCCCCCUCGUUCCAGAAAACAGCCAGGUCAGUCCCGAAAAAUAGGGACCACGCCUUCCCGAACACAAAAGCUCAGCGUCCCUCUUCGUUGUGAGUGUGAUCCCUUUUUGCUUUGCAAGCCCCCCACCCCCAACUCUUCCACUCCAGCUCCUUUCAGGUCCUGGGUUCAGAUCCUACUUACCUCUCCCGAGAGACCUGGUUAAAGAAACGUACAUUUUUACCUACUCAGUUUGUCUCCUUGUUUCACGGCGAUGAGCCGCGAAACACAUUCACCACCCUAUUUUUUUCACUGCUGGGGGGGGUGGGCAGAGUGUCCCCCCUCGACCUCACCCUUCCUGGCAAAACAAGGCAUAAGAUUCCUUUUUUUACCCAGAAUUUUCUCUCCUGCCUCCUCCAAACCCGUCCCCUGGCCCCCUGUUUACCUGUAAAUAGACUUUAUUUAUUAACUUUAUUUAUUGAGGCUGCCUCAUCGGCGGUUUUAAAAAAACAGACAAACGGGUAGCAGUUCCAUCAGCAGAUGGAUGAACUUCCGGGAAUGAACUUCACCGUCGGUGCUCAAAUCGGGCGACGGCUGGCUCUUCCUUCCCUGUUUCGGAUCCCUGGGGCUGAUAGAAGCUGGGAUCUGUUCUGGCUAGAUCAGUAUUUCUCAUCCUUGGCCACUUUAAGAUGGGUGGACUUCAACUCCCAGAAUUCCCAAGCUAGCAUGCUUUAAGAUGGGUGGACUUCAACUCCCAGAAUUCCCCAGUUAGAAUGCUUUAAGAUGGGUGGACUUCAACUCCCAGAAUUCCUCAGUUAGAAUGCUUUAUGAUGGAUGGACUUCAACUCCCAGAAUUCCCCAGUCAGAAUGGUUUAAGAUGGAUGGACUUCAACUCCCAGAAUUCCUCAGUUAGAAUGCUUUAUGAUGGAUGGACUUCAACUCCCAGAAUUCCUCAGUUAGAAUGCUUUAUGAUGGAUGGACUUCAACUCCCAGAAUUCCUCAGUUAGAAUGCUUUAUGAUGGAUGGACUUCAACUCCCAGAAUUCCCCAGUCAGAAUGCUUUAUGAUGGAUGGACUUCAACUCCCAGAAAUUCCUCAGUUAGAAUGCUUUAUGAUGGAUGGACUUCAACUCCCAGAAUUCCUCAGUUAGAAUGCUUUAUGAUGGAUGGACUUCAACUCCCAGAAUUCCUCAGUUAGAAUGCUUUAUGAUGGAUGGACUUCAACUCCCAGAAUUCCUCAGUAGAAUGCUUUAUGAUGGAUGGACUUCAACUCCCAGAAUUCCCCAGUCAGAAUGCUUUAUGAUGGAUGGACUUCAACUCCCAGAAUUCCUCAGUUAGAAUGCUUUAUGAUGGAUGGACUUCAACUCCCAGAAUUCCCCAGUCAGAAUGCUUUAAGAUAGGUGGACUUUAACUCCCAGAAUUCCCAGUCAGAAUGGUUUAAGAUGGGUGGACUUCAACUCCCAGAAUUCUCCAGUCAGAAAGCUUUAAGAUGGAUGGACUUCAACUCCCAGAAUUCCCUAGUCAGAAUGCUUUAUGAUGGAUGGACUUCAACUCCCAGAAUUCCUCAGUCAGUAAGCUUUAAGAAGACUCUAAUUCCAUGCAAAUUUCACGACACCCCCUCUGAGUCGCAUCCAGAACCACCAUCCCACGGGCGCAAAUUUGCAAAACUGACAAUUCAUUAAAAAAAAAACCCCGAAAACCCACCAACCCACCAAAAACGCGGACUUCGAAUGUGCAAACUACACCUGCUUUUUACUCCUCCGAGUAAACACCUGAGAUAAACAUCGAUAAUGUUCCGAGUUAAGAAUCUCGCCCUUCCUUUCCUUGAGAAACCUUAUUUGCAGAUUUAAAAAAAAAAAAAAUGGGCUGGAAGAGCUCAGAUGGAAAAGAUUUUGGAGCAAAGAGAGUUUGUUUAUUUUUUUUUAAAAGCAGGCUUAUCCAAUUUGUACGUUGCGAAAGCAGAUCUAAACUUGCAGAAACAUCUGUCGGAGGCAACAGCUGCAUGGAUAGAUCGUGCUGGGGGUGCUUAGCGCAUUGCGCAAACUUGCCCCGUGUUGUUACUUCCCGGUUUGGCAUCUUGUGAAACCCAGAAAAUGAAUGAAUUCAGCUAUCGGGAUCUCAAAUUAACUCGGAUGCUUCCGAAAAGAAUUCAGUGUACGGCUAAUCCUCGACUUAAGAUCCACAAUUGAGCCUCCGAUUCCUGUUUCUCUAAGCGAGAAACUUUCGUUAAGCGAGUUUUGCACCAUUUUACGAUUUCCCCCCCCCGCUGCCGUUGUUAAGCGAAUCGCUGGCCGUUAAGUUAGUCACAUGGUCGUUAAGCGAAUCUGCCUCGCUUACCGCCUGACCUCGGGACACCGCCACCGUCUGUCGCCAAGCCUCCGAAUUUUGAUCCCGUGGCUGUGAGGACGCGGCAACCGUCGUAAGCGUGAAAAAUCAUUUUCGCAUGCCGUUGUCAUUUCAAACGGUCACUAAACGAACCAUUGUAAGUCGAGGACUAUCUGUAUUUGCCUCAGUGGCCCUUCUCACCCACCUCAUCCGUUUGGACAAUUGGAGAGGCCUUGCUGAACAUCGGUGCCUCACGUGUAUUUUGGGGUGGUUAAUUUGGGGACCCAAAAAUGUAUUUUUUUUUCCCCUCCUAAAAUAAUCAACUGGACUUUUUUGUUUUUUCCUUUGAAAACCUUUCGCUUCUCCUCCGAGGAGCUUCUUCGCUUCGUUUCUUGGAUGCGAAAGCGAGAUGUUUUCAAGGAAAAAAACAAGAAAAUCCCGUUAAAUGUUUGGGAAGAAAACAAACAAACAAACAGAUGAUGGAGAAUCUCCAAAGACACUGAAUUUGGGAAUGUUUUGCUCGUGGGAAAAUCCAGGUGCAUUUCUCAGAGUCCGCCGUUGGAUGGGUGGAGCUGAACAGUACAUACCUAUAAACAUGUAUCUCCGUC